Messenger RNA from Mus musculus (house mouse), 2016 nucleotides. RefSeq names its product Fanconi anemia, complementation group E (gene Fance). Gene Ontology annotation, cellular component: nucleoplasm; Fanconi anaemia nuclear complex; chromatin. The transcript has 10 exons. Lineage: Eukaryota; Metazoa; Chordata; Mammalia; Rodentia; Muridae. Gene Ontology annotation, biological process: interstrand cross-link repair. The record is from RefSeq and is marked reviewed.
GCCCCUUCAGGCUCUACAGGGUGCUCCGGCUUUCCUUGGCUUCGGGAGCUUUGCGCGGCUGGAGUGGCGCUCCGAUCCCGCGUGUCCUAGCCGCCGCCCCGCGUCCGCUCUGCGCUGGCGACGCCGGGGUCGGACUCCGUAGCCUCGGCCGGAGCGGCGCCCUGGGCGAGCCUGGAGGCCCCUGCCCGCCUCCUGCUUCAGGCGCUACAGGCAGGGCCUGAGGGUGCGCGGCGCGGGCUAGGGGUUCUGCGCGCCCUCGGCCGCCGCGCGGAGCACUUCCCUUGGGAUGGCUUCCUGGAGGCGCUGGGCCACUUAGAGCCCGAGGUGCGGGGCCCCGACGGCCGCCUAGAGCUGGUCCCACUGUUGCUCCGGCUGCCUGGGGUCUGCCAGAAGAACCUGCUGUCCCUGCUGCUGGCUCUCCUACCAUCCUUACCUGAAAGCGGACUCCGCUCUGUGCUGCAGCUCCACCAUCAGGAUGUGUCCUCUACCACUGAUGCCUGGCUCCAUGCCCUGGGGGAGCUGCUGCGAAGGGAUGUGGGGGUUGGAGUCGCUGAGGGAUCUUCUCCAUUGACCAGAAGCUGUCAGUUACAGCUCCGGGACCUGUGUGGGCGGCUGGGCCAAGGGGGGAGGGGGCUGAAACUGGCCCUGGCUCCAGAUCCUGAACAAGAGGACAGACUCUCACAGCUUUGCGGGAAACGGACGAAAGAGCCAGAAGAGGCUGCCAGCCCUGAGUCAGAGAGAUCCCCUAAAAGGUUCCGGGGCUGUGAGGAGGCGGUGGAAGGAAAGGAACCGGAGGAGAGACCCACGCUGGAGUCGCUGGGAUCCCCACCAGAUGCAGGAGGCGUGUUGCCUGACACUGACGCCCAGGCUCCGGAGACUGGCCCUGGCGUGGAGGGUCCCAAGGGUCCCGCUGAGAGUGUGGAGUUGCCCAAAGUUGUCCAGGACCAGGUGCCCAGGCUGCAGCUGCUGCUGAAGGCCUUCCAGGAGGGGCUGGAGGGUCAGGAGAAGCCCCUAGUGGACCUGCAGUUUCUUCAUGAAUGUAGUCCCAGCGAGAUGGAGUUGCUAUGCAGCGAACUACAGCUACCCCAGCUCCCUGACGGAGGUCUCCUGCAGCUCUGCAGCCACCUGAUGGGUCUCACACCAGCCCUCAGCCUCAGCAAUGCCUCUGUGCUGGCCAGGAGCCUCUUUCUUGACCGGAUCCGCUCCCUGCCGUCUUCUGCCUCCAGGCUUCUCAGAGUGGCCCUCGUCUCCUUCUGUGUAAAGUACACCUACGCCAUCUGCAGGGCUGUCCUCUGUCCCUUGCUCCAGGACCCUCGUGUAGGUCCUGCGCAGACCGAGUUACUGUGUUCCCUCAUAAAGGAUGAGUCCCUGGAGUCAGACAUGCAGGUCCAGAUUUUGGGGCAGGUCCUGGAGCUGGCCUGGCGAGAAGAGACGUUCCUGGUGUUGCAGACGCUCCUGGAACGGCAGGUAGAGAUGACCCCUGAGGUGUUCAGUGUCUUAGUGCAGAGGCUCUGCAAAGAGGGACCAGCAGCCACUACCUCCAUGGCCUAUGCCAAGCUGAUGCUGACGGUGAUGACCAAGUACCAGACCAGUAUCACAGAGCAGCAGAGCCUGGACCUGGCUGUGGCCCUAGAGCCCAACGCCACCUUCCUGAAGAAGGCCCUGCAAGCAGCGCUGAGACAUGUGACCCACUGACCAUACACAAGGACACACCGCCCUGACUGCUUGUCUCAGAACACACAGCCAUCUCAGGAGUCAGCUGCCUCUGCCCAACACCCCAGGCUCUGCAGGGGCCAUAUUGACUCCACAAGGAGCAGAGAGGAGGCCUUGGGUACCACUCCUGACAACAUCAGGAUACAGGGGCUGUGGAGGAUGAGUGGGAGGUGGGCAGAAAAGCUGGCCUUUCAGUGUGAGCCUUUUGUGCUCAGGUAUAUGUUGUGACCUCCUCUGUUUUGUUUGUUUCUGAACUGAGUAAUUUUGUAACAGUUUUAAUAAAAAGAAGACAGUCCAUCCAGG